AUGCUCUCUCUUGUUGCUCUCUCCCUUAUUUCUGCGGCUGCGGCCCAGAAGGCUGGUACCAACACCGCCGAGACUCACCCUUCCCUUACAUGGAAGAAGUGCACAGGUGCCAACUCGUGCUCCAACGUCAGCGGCUCGAUCGUCAUUGACUCCAACUGGCGCUGGACCGACAAGGACGGCACCAACUGCUACGACGGCAACAAGUGGACCAGCGCUUGCAGCAGCAACGAAGACUGUGCCCAGAACUGCGCUCUUGAGGGUGCCGACUACUCUGGAACCUACGGUAUCACUACUAGCAGCGAUGCCUUGACCCUCAAGUUUGUUCAGGAUCACGCCUACGGCAAGAACAUCGGUUCCCGAACCUACCUCCUGAACUCUGAGUCCAAGUACGAGAUGUUCAACCUGAUUGGCAACGAGCUGGCUUUCGAUGUCGAUCUCUCAACCGUUGAGUGUGGUCUCAACAGUGCCCUCUACUUUGUCGCCAUGGAGGAAGACGGUGGCAUGGCCAGCUACCCCAACAACAAGGCCGGUGCCAAGUACGGUACUGGUUACUGUGAUUCCCAGUGCGCCCGUGAUCUCAAGUACAUCGGCGGUCUUGCCAACUACGAGGGCUGGGAGCCUUCUGACAGUGAUGAGAACGCUGGUGUUGGACAGCGCGGUGCCUGCUGUGCCGAGAUCGACAUCUGGGAGUCCAACUCUCACUCCUUUGCUCUGACCCCCCACGCAUGUGAGAACAACGAUUUCCACAUCUGCACUGCUCCCAACUGCGGCGGUACCUACUCUGAGGACCGCUUUGCUGGCGACUGUGACGCCAACGGCUGUGACUACAACCCAUACCGCAUGGGCAACGAAGACUUCUACGGCGCUGGCAAGAUCGUCGACACGAAGUCGAAGUUCACCGUCGUCACAUCCUUCACCACCAGCGGCCUCAAGCAAUUCUUCGUCCAGGGCGGCAAGCGCAUCGACAUCCCCGCCCCCACCCACGCCGGCCUCCCCGACAGCAGCGAGAUCAACGACGCCCUCUGCAGCACCGUCUUCAACGUCUUUGGCGACUACGACCGCUACUCCGAGGUCGGUGGAUGGUCUGCCAUCUCCGACGCUCUCUCUAAGCCCCAUGUUCUGGUCCUGUCCAUCUGGGCCGACCACUACGCCAACAUGCUCUGGCUCGACGGUGUCUGGCCCAAGGACUCCACCAGCCUGGGUUCCAAGCGUGGCGACUGCCCUGCCAACUCUGGUGUUCCCUCCGAGGUUGUCGCCAACUACCCCGACUCCUUCGUCACCUGGUCCAACAUCCGCUUCGGACCUGCCGGCUCCACGACUGGUCUGUAA
Messenger RNA from Clonostachys byssicola, 1329 nucleotides. Lineage: Eukaryota; Fungi; Ascomycota; Sordariomycetes; Hypocreales; Bionectriaceae. The record is from the annotation of a GenBank genome assembly.